Molecule: messenger RNA, 3434 nt
Organism: Liolophura sinensis
Lineage: Eukaryota; Metazoa; Mollusca; Polyplacophora; Chitonida; Chitonidae
Product: vacuolar protein sorting-associated protein 11 homolog
Exons: 29
Coding region: 1-2778 (925 amino acids)
Biological process (GO): vacuole organization; endosome organization; vesicle-mediated transport
Cellular component (GO): endosome; HOPS complex
Molecular function (GO): protein binding; protein-macromolecule adaptor activity
Source: RefSeq, a predicted model, not a curated record
AUGGCUUUCAUCCAGUGGAGACGCUUCAACUUCUUUGACAAGGAAGCGGUGAAGGAACCAGAAGGAAAUACUGUUUUUGACAAGCUUGCAGAUGUCAAUAUUGCAGCGGUUGCCAGUGGGCGUGGUCAGAUCGUCGUUGGCGACCAUGAAGGGGUGUUGUAUUUCAUCACACGACAGUUGCAGAUGUCUGCCUUCAAGGCGUACGAAAUCAGAGUCUCUCAUAUAUUCCAGAUGAAGCAGCACAACCUUCUCCUAACUAUCGGGGAAGAUGAACAAGGAAUCAACCCGUUGAUUAAAGUAUGGAACUUGGAGAAGAUGGAGAAGGGAAGUCCAGUAUGCACGAGGAUUGCAAGAGCCAUACCAGGAAACAAACCUACUCCUGUCACAUGUUUCACCGUCCAUGAAAACCUCAACUGGAUGGCCAUAGGGUUUGAGAACGGUAGCGUAGUCCUGCUGAAAGGGGAUGUGACAAGGGACAGGCACAGUAAACAGAGAGUAGCCUACGAGACAAACAAGCCUAUCACAGGUGUCCAUUUCAAAAGUAUGGGAAAAAGCGUGAUCCUUUUUGCAAUCACCGAAUCCAGCGUUAUGACCAUCAAUGUCACAGCAAGCGAUCAAAAGACGGAGCUGGAUAAGAUUGGAUGUGCUCAGGGCUGCUCUGUUAUGAGUGAUAUCAGUCAGGAAAACCAGCUGGUUGUCGGCAGACAGGACGCGGUGUAUUUCUACCAGCAUGAUGGGCGUGGACCCUGUCUGGCGUUUGAGGGGGAGAAGGUCUUACUCCAGUGGUUCAGAGGUUAUUUAGUUGUUGUGGGGAAGGAGAAUAAAACCAUGCCAAGGGCUGCAGCCAUAGCUGGUCAGUCCAGGGAGAUGAAUAUUGUGACUGUGUAUGACAUACAGAACAAGUUUAUAGGUUACUCAGCUCCGUUCCCGGAAGUGGUGGAUGUGGUCAGUGAGUGGGGCUCCCUCUAUGUGGUCUGUGGGGAUGGCAAGAUGUUUCACCUCCAGGAAAAAGACACGCAGACAAAACUGGAGAUGCUGUUCAAGAAGAACAUGUACAUGCUGGCUAUCAACCUUGCCAAGAGCCAGCAGUACGACCAGGAAGGCCUGAUUGACAUCUUCACCCAGUACGGUGACCACCUCUACGGGAAAGGGGACCAUGACGGUGCCAUUGACCAGUACAUCAAGACCAUUGGCAAACUGGAGGCUUCCUACGUCAUCAGAAAGUUCCUGGAUGCUCAGAGAAUCCACAACCUGACCAAGUACCUACAGGCGUUGCACAAGGCUCAGCUGGCGACGGAAGAACACACAACGUUGCUGCUCAACUGUUACACCAAGCUCAAAGAUGUCUCCAAACUCGACGAAUUUAUUAUGACCAAAGACCGUGAGGUGGACUUUGACGUAGAAACGGCCAUUAAGGUGUGUCGUCAGGCCGGGUACUUCAAACACGCCCUGUUUCUGGCAGAGAAGCACAACAUCCACGAGUGGUACCUGAAGAUCCAGCUCGAGGACAGCAAAGACUACACCAAGUCCCUGGAGUAUAUCGGCAAACUAAGCUUCCUCGAAGCUGAGUCCAAUCUAAAACAAUACGGUAAAGUUUUGAUGAACGAAGCCCCAGACCAGACGACAGAGCUUUUGAAACGACUUUGUACAGAUUAUCGGCCUUCUGAUCAACCUUUGGUGGAUCAGAAUGUGUUAGAAGGAGGUAUUGCCAAGAUUCAGAAAGCAAGUGCAGAAGAAUUCAUCCAUAUUUUUGUCAACAAUUCCAAGAAGUUGACUGAAUUUUUAGAACAUAUGGUGCGGGUUCAGCCCAGCUCUCCUUGUCUGGUCUACAACACCCUUUUAGAACUCUAUCUACAGGAAGUCACACAUGAGCAGAAUAUCACGAAGCGCACAGAUAAGGAGAGGAAAACAUUAGCUCUUCUACAAAAUCCAGAUGCAGGUUAUGAUUUGGACCAAGCCCUUGUUCUCUGUCAGAUGAACAAUUUCAAAGCUGGAAUUCUUUACCUGUAUGAAAAAGCUCAGCUGUAUCAGCAGAUUCUGCGCUACCAUAUGGAACAUGAUGAACAUUCUCAUGUUAUUGACGCUUGUAAACGCUUCGGAUCACAAGAUCCAAAUCUGUGGGUACAGGCCUUGGCGUACUUUGCUCGGAAAGAAGACAACUGUAAGACUCAACUGAUGGAAGUCCUUACUCAUAUUGACAAGAAGAAUUUAUUACCUCCCUUGUUGGUUAUUCAGACUCUGGCUCAUAACUCUACAGCCACACUAUCCGUGGUCAAGGAUUAUAUCAUCCGAAGGCUACAGAUGGAGAAUGACCAGAUAUCAGAAGAUGAGCGAUUGAUUCGGCAAUAUCGCGAGGAUACCGAGAGGACAAGAGCACAGAUUGAGGAGCUUAAAACUUCAGCCAAGAUUUUCCAGGCAUCUAAGUGCAGUAUUUGUAACCACCCACUGGAAGUCCCGUCUGUCCACUUCCUGUGUGAACCACACUCCUAUCACCUACACUGCUUCGAGAGUUACGCAGAAAAUGAGAACGAGUGUCCUGCCUGUAUGCCAGAGAACAGGAAAAUCAUGGAUUUCAUCCGAGCUCAGGAACAGAGCAAAGACCUGCAUGAAUUUUUCCAUAACCAGCUUGAGCGGGCUCCAGAUGGGUUUUCUGUGGUAGCUGAAUACUUUGGCAGAGGUGUCUUCAACAAGGUAACUGUGGUAACAGACACACCUACAGUCCGUCAGAAAUCAGUUACAAGAGAUGACUACAACACAGAUCUUAAUCCGUUCUCGUGAGCAGUGAAAGUAACCAUCCAAUUACUUGUACAUGCACCCUUAUCAUCAGAAUUGUGUAUAAUUUGGUCUUGUAUUGUAACGAAGAUGUGCUCAUUUGGUGACAAGUUUCACUCUGUAAAUUUCGCUAUCUGUUUUUUUUUUUUUUUCUUUUUUCAUUACCUGAUAAGGAAUUUACCCCCAAAAAAUGAAAUCAUGCCCUAAAAGGUUUAAAUGAUGUACACGUUUAAAUGAUGUCCACUUUUAAAUGACGUACAUGUUUAAAUGAUGUACAUGUUUAAAUAAUGUACAUGUUUAUGGAUUUAUUCUGAAUGCCAAUACUUCCGGACUGAUCGAGACAUAGGCCAACAAGCAAAAUAUGUAGGAAUAUGCAGAAGAUCAAGUAUAUUGUAAUGACAUGGUUAGACAUGGUUAGAUAUGAUGAAGAUCCUGUACCUGUUCUGCAAAGCGACGAGAAAUAUUGACAUGCUCACACAUGAGAUAAUAUCUACACUAACCGAUCGAUUUAAUGUCCAGAUUAACAAGAUAGGUGCCAAAGAGGCAUACAGUCCAUUCUUUUUCUAACAUUAACAUUAAUUAACAUUAAGUUAAGCAUAAAACUGAAGGACUGUGUCAGUUUAUCAUAUAAUGUAUGUAUGUACAUGUCUGAAAUAUAUGUA